Sander lucioperca (pikeperch) is the source of this 779-nucleotide messenger RNA. RefSeq names its product RNA polymerase II subunit I (gene polr2i). The transcript is spliced from 6 exons. Gene Ontology annotation, cellular component: RNA polymerase II, core complex. Gene Ontology annotation, molecular function: DNA-directed RNA polymerase activity; nucleic acid binding; zinc ion binding. Lineage: Eukaryota; Metazoa; Chordata; Actinopteri; Perciformes; Percidae. Gene Ontology annotation, biological process: maintenance of transcriptional fidelity during transcription elongation by RNA polymerase II; transcription-coupled nucleotide-excision repair; DNA-templated transcription. The record is from RefSeq and is a predicted model, not a curated record. Bases 129 to 509 code for a protein of 126 amino acids.
CGACCGGAAAGCCAGAAGAAGAAGAAGACGGUCUGUUUUCAAACGAGCGUAAGGAAGCCAUAGAAGCGGUAGAAGAAGUGAAUCGCACUUAUUAUUUAUCAGGUUUGCUUUAACAUAUAGUUCUUCUAAUGGAUUUAGAAACUGGAACGUACGAACCAGGAUUUGUUGGGAUACGGUUUUGUCAAGAAUGUAACAACAUGUUAUACCCCAAAGAAGAUAAGGAGAACCGUAUCCUGCUUUAUGCGUGCAGGAAUUGUGACUACCAACAAGAGGCAGACAACAGCUGCAUAUAUGUCAACAAGAUCACCCACGAGGUUGAUGAGUUGACACAAAUCAUCGCUGAUGUAUCUCAGGAUCCAACACUCCCGAGGACAGAGGACCACCCCUGUCCCAAAUGCGGUCACAAGGAGGCAGUGUUCUUCCAGUCUCACAGUAUGAAGGCUGAGGAUGCUAUGAGACUGUACUACGUCUGCACAGCCCCUCACUGUGGACACAGAUGGACGGAGUGAAGCUGGUGAUAAUGAAGAGAUCUAACAUGUUCAUCUACAGUAUUGCUGUUCACAAAAUGACGCAGCUCAAAUAGUUGUUUUUUACGCUAACUGGGCAGUUUGUUGUCAAACUGCAGCACUGCUGAUGUUUGUAGACCCUGAAAUUAUCUUUGUUUGAUGACUUGCAGUUUGUCAGACACCAUCUUGUGAAUAUAUUGUAUUAAUAGGUUGUUUUUUUAUAGCAGUUGACAUUUUUUAAUGGGUUUUGUUAGAUUAAAAGAAUCCGUUGUU